AUGGCAGAAACUAUUCAACGAAAGAAGAUUCUAGUGAAUUUACUAGUAUUGGUGGCUGUUGUUUUUGCAGCCAUUUUAGUUUAUCUCAAGCCUGAUAAGACGACCAUCACUGUGAAACAACUGUUUUUGAGAGAGGGACUAGAAAGAUGUAAAACCAAUAAACAGAAAUUCAAUCCCACUUUCACUGAGAACAGAAGUAAUCCAAGAUAUCAAUUAUUUAAAAGUAAACCAGUUUUGAUCGUAAAUGCCACUAUUAUCGAUGGUGAUGGAACUAUUUCUAGCUCCAAGCAAGACAUCCUUCUUGAGAAUGGAGUUGUUUCAGCUAUAAUUUCUUCAAAUUCUCGAGAAAGUUCAAAGUUGGUUGCACGAGGUAUUGAAAUUAUUGAUGCCAAUAAUCAUUACGUCAGUCCUGGCCUAGUGGAAAUGCAUUCUCAUGUGGGAAUUUGCACCCAACCGGAACUUAAAGGGGUUAAUGAUAUGUUUGAAUUAAUGUACCCUGUAACUCCAUACACGAGAGUAAUUGAUGCUUUCAAUGUAGGCGAUCCUGCCAUCGAAAUGUCGUUGAGUGGCGGUGUGACAUCAGCCUUAAUUCUUCCUAGUGCCAAUUUGAUAUCAGGUGAAGGGUUUGUUUUCAAAAUGUCUGUUCCUGAAUCCUUGUCAGCUGAGCAAAUGCUAGUACAGUACUCAGGUGAGGCUUUUGAGAAUUCUUUCAGACAAAGAUGGAUGAAAAUGGCAUGUGGAGAGAACCCUAAAAAAAGGUACACAGCUCGUGAAGAUGCCCCUAAAAGUAGAAUGGGACUUGGACAUUUAUUCAGAAAAACCAUGCAACAAGCUCAAAGACUCAAAGAUGAACAAGAUCUUUGGUGUGAACAGAUUUAUAAUGGCCAACUUCCUCUAAGCAGAUAUCCUGAAAACGAUGAUUUAGAUUUACUUGUUGAACUUUUAAGAGGCAAGGUUUUAUCUAAUGCCCAUUGUUAUGAAACUUUUGAUAUUGAGACCCUUUUAAGACAUGCUAGAGAGUUCGGAAUUGAGAUCAAUACCUUGCAUCAUGCUCUAGAUGCUUAUAGAAUUCCUGAAACCAUAAAAAACCAACCUUAUAAUAUAUCUAUAGCGACAUUUGCUACUCUUUGGGGGCAUAAAAAAGAAGCUUUCCAAGGAAGUCUUUUCGGUCCUAAAAUAUUAGAAGAGAAUGAUAUCACAGUGAUUUUGACUACAGAUCAUCCAGCAAUUGCUGGUCAUACUCUUCUUAAUCAGGCCCAGAUAGCACAUCAUUAUGGAUUAAGUGCGGAAAAGGCAUUUGCUAGUAUUACAGGUGAACCGGCCACCGCUCUUAAUUUGGGAAAUAGAAUAGGUUUCCUCAGAAAAGGUUAUGACGCAGAUGUUAUUAUCUGGAGUGACCAUCCCUUGAACAUGAGAGCCAAACCUUUGAAAGUUUUUGUGGAUGGGGAAAUGUUAGUGAACCAACCUUUGAUUGAAGGGGAAUUGAACGACGUUUCUGAUUCCAUACCUAAAGUUUCCGAAGCUCAACUUGACUUGAGAAAAUUCGAAGGCUCGGGUACUUACUUAAUCACGGGUAUUACCAAAUCUUUUAUUCCUGGGUAUGGGAACUCCUCGCAACUGCAACUACUUGUGGCUGAUAAUGAGAUAAUCUGUUUUGCUGAAGACUGCUCGAAGCUCUCGAUAAGGUAUAGCAAUAUCCCCAAACUUGAAUUGCAAAACGCAUAUAUUUCCCCCAUGUUGACUUCAUUGACACCUUCUCAUGGGAUUGCUGAAAUGGCCCUAGAACCUAUGACUGGCGAUGGAGUUAUGGUAAAAGCCUUGGAGAUGAGCGAAUUGUCUUCUUUCAGGAAUCCGAGUAAUGUCCCCAAGGCAAAGUACGGUCUUCAGCUUGGAAGUGUUCACCUUUCCAAAGCGUUCAAUCUGGGAACCGGCAUCAUUAUCACUCCACCUUUCAGAGGCGAAGGUCAAUUAUUUGUCAGUGGUGUAAGUGUAGCCUUUUGGUCAAACAGUGAGACGUUGGAAAACGUCAAAGAUGAAGUGGCUCUUCAUAUAACCAUAGGAGAUCAAGGGAAACAAAAAGAAGUUCCUACAAUUUCCUUACAGUUUGCAGCUUUGAAAGAGAUGUUAUUGAACAACCAAGAUACUGACAAUAUUUAUGGUAAAGUUUUAUCCAAAGAACUACCAUUGGCCAUUCACACUAACAACAAAGACGUUAUGCUUCACAUAAUAGAACUCAAGAAUACAUUAGAUUUAGAUAUCAUUAUUGUGGGAGGUAUUGAAAGUCAUCUUAUUGCCCAUCAACUUGCUAGUAAUGACAUUCCGGUGGUAGUUACUCCAUGGCGUUGUCAAAGACGAUUCUGGGAUGAAAGAAGAUGUUUAUUGGGUGUCAAUGGACAAUCAACAGUAUUAAAAGAACUACAUAGUGCUGGUGUUAGGGUAGCUUUAGCUCCAGAUGAUGAUGUUAAAGUUAGAGUUUCACUUCAAGACGCGGGAUUGGCCGCUGCUUUAUCGGACAUCCCUAUUGAAGAUGUGAUGUACAUGCUUACUGACGCUAUGAAUGAUAUAUUCCAUCUUCCUCCGACAAAUAAUAAUUUUUUCAUCUCUCAAAGGAAUCCAUUAGAUUAUGGAUCUAGGAUCUCCGUUAUUAUUCGAGAUGGUGUGUUGACAAAAAUCUAUCCCGAUAUUGAACCCAACAAUAACCCAUUUAUUCCUCAGUAA
Messenger RNA from Yamadazyma jaroonii, 2718 nucleotides. The record is from the annotation of a GenBank genome assembly. Lineage: Eukaryota; Fungi; Ascomycota; Pichiomycetes; Serinales; Debaryomycetaceae.